Molecule: messenger RNA, 1601 nt
Organism: Dufourea novaeangliae
Lineage: Eukaryota; Metazoa; Arthropoda; Insecta; Hymenoptera; Halictidae
Gene: XRCC1
Product: DNA repair protein XRCC1
Exons: 2
Coding region: 72-1550 (492 amino acids)
Biological process (GO): base-excision repair; single strand break repair
Cellular component (GO): nucleus
Molecular function (GO): damaged DNA binding
Source: RefSeq, a predicted model, not a curated record
UUUUCUGGGUUCUGUUAUUAUAAAUUUUUGUUGGUGCGCGUAAAUGACGUCAGUAAAUAUAAUUAAAAACAAUGAUUAUUAAACUUGCUAAAGUAAUAAGCUGUUCUUCGGAACAUGCAUCCAAUCCUGCAACUAAUCUUCUUCAGCAUCGCUCAAACACUUCAUGGAGAUGUGCGAAACCAGGAGAAAUGCUUGCCACAGUUAUUUUUCAAUUGGCUGAACCAUCUUGUAUCACAGGCUUGGAUAUUGGUAAUUAUCGUAGUUGCGUUGUGGUAGUUAGUGCUUCCACAUCAGCAGAGCCUGACAACUGGCUUCCUAUUGUAAAUCACCAAUUUCUAACACACGAUGAGGCUGCGAAUGGCAAGUUCAGAGAUCAAGUAGAAAUAUUUACAAAAAAGGACUUGAAUCCUGAGACAAUAAAAAUAAAGUUUGACCGUGUUAAAGUAACCUGUAUGCAGUCUGCAAAUUUGAAAGAAUUAUUUGGAUUGUCUUUUAUCGUUUUUAAAACAGAAGUUGUUGUCGAUUUGGGAUUAGAUAUUUUUGGAAGAUUUAAGAUGAAACACCCUGAAGAGGACAAGAAUAAUUCUUCCGUAGAUGAUUUUAAAGAAAAAUAUCUGAAGAUGAUCAAUAGUAAAAAACCAGAUUACAAAGCUAACUUGUUCUCAAAAAUCAAAGAGACCGGUAUGAAUAAUUUUUCUAAACGACAGGAAGAAAAUAAAGAACCAAUGAAAAGGCCGUUAUUGGAGAAAUUAGAAGCUGGAAAAGCUGAUGAAGUAUUUGGAACUAAGACACAAGAUCCUACUAAUUCACCAUCGGUAAAUGGUUCUAAAGCUAAAGAUGCAAAAGUUACAGACUUGAAUGAUAAACCAGUAGCACGAACUCCAUUUGGUGAUAUUGUAUCUGCACCUUCACCAAAGACAGCUAAGAAGGAUGCAAAAGAAGAAAAUCAAAGACACAGUACAAAUAGAAGAAAACGUUCGUUGAGCCCUGAAGAAAGUUCAUCGAAGGAGAACAUAAACAAGAAGAAACAAAGCUGCCCUGACUGUCGAGAUGAGGAAGACAAAAUAUGCCAAAAUUGUGGAAAACUACCACAGCCUAGGCCAAGCCCAAGACCAGAAAGAGCUACAAAGAAGAGGAAUAUUGAGGCACAAAAACCAACAAAAUUAUUUUCAAAACUUUUCGAAGAUAUUACAUUUUCCCUGAGUGGGUAUGUUAAUCCGCAAAGAGAUGAAAUAAGGAGGAAAGCUCUCCAAAUGGGUGCCAAGUACAUUGCUGACCCCAAUACAACUAACAAAAAGUGUACUCAUCUGAUAUGUGCCUUCAAGAAUACACCAAAGUAUCAGCAAUUAAAGGGUCAUUCCAAAAUUGUUUCACAUACUUUCAUUGAAGACUGUUUUAAUGAGAAGAAAAGGUUUCCCUGGAGGCGUUACGCAUUAGACAGCAAAGACAAAGCUGAAUCAGAAAGUGAAGAAGAAAUUUUGGGUAGCUCAUCAGCACUCAAAACAUCUAAUGUGUUUGAAGAAGAUACCGAUUCCGAUUCUAAUUACUAAAUUCAUUUUGUAUAAUGUUCCACACAAAUGAGACAUAGCUGUUAAUAGAAU